AUGUCGAUUAAGGUGGUCGUUGAAGGGCUUACUUUGAACAUCAUUAGUGCGUAUGCGCCGCAAGCGGGCCUAGGCGAGGAGGAGAAGAGGCGAUUUUGGGAGGAUUUGGACGAGGUAGUGGGAGGCAUACCACCUACUGAGAAGCUAUUCGUGGGAGGUGAUUUCAAUAGGCACAUCGGGUCUAUUUCGGGGGGUUAUGAUGAUGUGCAUGGAGGUUUUGGCUUCGGGGACAGGAAUGGAGGAGGAGUCGCACUUUUGGAUUUCGUAAGAGCUUUUGGGUUGGUGAUAGCCAAUUCGAGUUUCCCAAAGAAGGAGGAGCACUUGGUAACCUUCCGUAGUUCGGUGGCUAAGACUCAGAUAGACUUUCUACUCCUUAGGAAGGAUGACAAAGGUCUGUGCAAAGACUGUAAGGUCAUCCCGAGCGACAACCUUACAACCCGACAUAAGCUCUUGGUGAUGGAUUUAGGGAUCAAGAUGACGAGAAAGAAGAGGGUCGUGGGUGUUCGGCCUAGGAUCAGAUGGGGGAGUUUGACCAUGACUAGUGCCACGGAGAUGGGAGAGAAAUUGCGGAGGCUGUGGGGGCGUGGGAUAGUAGUGGGGAUGCGACCGGUAUGUGGGAUAGAACGGCUAGUUGCAUUAGGGUAG
This is a messenger RNA of Lycium ferocissimum, 645 nucleotides long. RefSeq lists its product as uncharacterized. Gene Ontology annotation, biological process: chromatin remodeling. The record is from RefSeq and is a predicted model, not a curated record. Gene Ontology annotation, cellular component: nucleus. Lineage: Eukaryota; Viridiplantae; Streptophyta; Magnoliopsida; Solanales; Solanaceae. The transcript has a single exon. The coding region runs from base 1 to 645 and encodes 214 amino acids.